Molecule: messenger RNA, 737 nt
Organism: Saprolegnia parasitica CBS 223.65
Lineage: Eukaryota; Oomycota; Saprolegniomycetes; Saprolegniales; Saprolegniaceae
Exons: 4
Coding region: 27-617 (196 amino acids)
Source: RefSeq, a predicted model, not a curated record
GGGGCCGCGAAGGAGACGACGAGUCCAUGACGAUGUUCGACUGGGAGAUGGAAGACGUGAACGAAGACCUCUUCGGGAACCCGUACAACGCCCAGGAAGCCUUCGCCGCCAUGGACUUCCCCAUGUCUCCGCCAUCCGCCAAAGGCAUGAAGAACCUCAGCUUGGCACGAUACCACCUCCGGAACGAGCUCGAGAAGAAGCGCGCGCGUCGAUGCACGCUCGAGAUCUUCCAGGAGCAGUUUGCCGACUGCGCGCCCGAUGUGACGGACUCGACACUCCUGGCCAUGGAUGACGACGACAGGGACCUCAUGGUGCCAUUCCAGACUGCCAAGACGCGAAUUCCACGCCUGUCCCCGGCGGUCGCCCGUUACCCGAAAAAAGACGAUCGGACCAACGCGCCUCGACCACUUGCAAGCAAGCUGGUCCGACCCACACAGCUGGCAGCCGCAUCGUCGUUGCUACGACCAACGCAACUCGCAUCCUCAUCGAGUACCGCAAAGCGCCCGCGCGCCACGGAUCUCACGAUUCCGCGCAAGCGAUUCCAGACGGCGCCGCCAUCGCUGCCACCGACGCUGGCGCGGAACAAAAGCCGCAUUCCGCUGCGGCAGGUCACGUGAAGUACGUGCCCGUCCCGGUGUUUGUACGAUUAUUUAUGCUGAGAGCUCCAAGCCAUGCGGUGAGCGCCCUUCAAGUGCCCCAGGUCUUAACAAGAAUGAAUGGUUAAUCUUGUAUCGCAA